Molecule: messenger RNA, 1710 nt
Organism: Quercus robur (English oak)
Lineage: Eukaryota; Viridiplantae; Streptophyta; Magnoliopsida; Fagales; Fagaceae
Product: ribokinase
Exons: 4
Coding region: 182-1330 (382 amino acids)
Biological process (GO): D-ribose metabolic process
Molecular function (GO): ribokinase activity
Source: RefSeq, a predicted model, not a curated record
UUUUUUUUUUUUAAUCUCCCUCUCCAUUUUUUUAUACAACUACUUUUUCACUCCUCCAGUAACAAACUUUAGUCCGGACUACCUAAGACCCUUGCCUUGAUCAAAGGUGAAAGCGGCCCCCAUUCUUUGUUUGUUUGUUGGAGCAGAUUUGGAACGUACGUCGGUCUGACAGAAGAGAGAGAUGAGAGGAAUAGCAAUUUCACCAUCAAACCAAUGCUGCAGCAGUCCUUUCCAAUUCCAAACCCAAGAUACUCUGCCGAGUCAACCAUAUAGAACAGUGAACUUAAACCCACUUCUCCAAUUCAACAACAAGAAGAAGCAAAACCCAUCAAAUGGAAGAAGAUACCCACUUGUCUCCAAAAUUUCCAUAAAUCCUUCAAACAACAACACACAAACCCCAAUUCCCCCACUUGUAGUUUUUGGAUCAGCCAAUGCAGAUAUUUAUUUGGAGAUUAAUAGGUUGCCUAAGGUGGGUGAGACCAUCUCAGCCAAUAGUGGUCAGACUCUUGCUGGUGGCAAAGGUGCCAACCAGGCUGCCUGUGGUGGCAGGCUCUCUUAUCCAACCUACUUUUUGGGGCAGGUAGGUGAUGAUGCUCAUGGCAAAUUAAUUUCUGAAGCUCUCCAAAAUGGUGGGGUUUGUUUGGAUUAUCUUAAUACUGUCACUGAUGUACCCACUGGGCAUGCUGUGGUUAUGCUCCAGCCUGAUGGGCAGAACUCAAUCAUUAUUGUUGGUGGUGCCAACAUGAAUUGUUGGCCUCACACCCUUUCUGACCAGGAUUUUGAGGUGGUCAGGAAUGCUGGGAUUGUUUUGCUGCAGAGGGAGAUCCCAGAUUCAGUCAACAUUCAGGUCGCAAAGGCUGCAAGAAGUACCGGUGUUCCUGUCAUCUUGGAUGCUGGUGGAAUGGAUGCACCGUUCCCACAAGAAUUAUUAAAUUCUAUUGAUAUUUUAAGCCCAAAUGAAAGUGAACUUGGUCGUUUAACAGGAAUGGCAACUGAAAGCUUUGAACAGAUUACUCAAGCUGUGGUGAAAUGCCAUAAAAUGGGUGUUAAGCAAGUCCUUGUGAAACUUGGGGCCAAAGGGUCUGCCUUAUUUGUGGAAGGUGAAGAGCCAAUUAAACAACCUAUCAUAUCAGCCACAAAGGUCCUCGAUACAACUGGGGCUGGAGAUACUUUUACUGCAGCAUUUGCUGUGGCUCUUGUGGAGGGCAAGUCCAGAAAUGAAUGCUUAAAAUUUGCUGCUGCAGCUGCUUCUCUUUGUGUUCAAGUGAAGGGAGCUAUUCCUAGCAUGCCUGAUAGGAAAUCAGUUUUGGAUCUUCUUCAAUCUCAUUAAGGUUGCUUUUGUAUUAUGCUAGCCAGAUACCAUAAAUAGUCAUCAUGCAUAUAAACAAAAACCAGAGGCCAGCUUUUGUCUUUGCUACUGUUGAGUUUUUAUUUUUACGCUUAGUUCUCAUUGGCGCUUGAUGGAACUAUAUUUUCUGUACUUUUUAAAGACUAAUCAGCGUGUUUCUUUCUUCUUCCCCCUCCCCUAUGGAAAGAAUAUUUUUCUGAUUUUCCUUGUCUAUUGUCUGUCUGACAUAUAUGGUCUACAUUGUAUAAAGCUUGCCCAUUCUCUACUUUUCUGGGCCACAUAAACUAACGGGGAUUACGAAUUAUUGUAUACUUAUGUUGGAACACACCCCUUAUGCUUAUUACUAAAUUUGUGUUGAGUUC